Rotaria sp. Silwood2 is the source of this 486-nucleotide messenger RNA. The record is from the annotation of a GenBank genome assembly. Lineage: Eukaryota; Metazoa; Rotifera; Eurotatoria; Philodinida; Philodinidae.
AUGAAUACAACAACAACACCAAUAAUGUCUAAUACAAAUACAACAAUGACGUUAUCUCUGGAACAAUUAUUGUUAAUUUUUAGAAAUCCAAUUGUGGUUAUACGAUUCUAUCAAAUUGGUUAUUUGUUUAUAUUUUUAAUUGGUUUUCCUGGUAAUAUAGCUAGUCUAUUUACAUUUUCACGACCAACAUUAAGAAAAGUAUCAACUGGUUGUCUCUUUAUUACUUUGGCUAUUUCUGAUAUAUCACAUUUACUUAUAUGUAUCUUUGAUUUUUUAGAAUUUGGUUUACAAAUUCAUUUCUAUCCUUACGUUGCAUACAAUGAACUUUGUCGAUUUCGUUCAUUUAUAAUGAAUGUAACUCAAGUUUCAUCAGCAUGGAUAUUAGUCAUAGUUUCUAUUGAUCGAUGGAUUCGAACUCGAUUUCCAUUUAAAUCAGGUUCAAUAUGUACACCAAAGAAAGCUCUGAUUGCUGUGGGUAUAUUACUG